UUUCGGUGAAGCGCCGCUCCCUGAUUGGACGAUCGCCUCGGGGCACGGGGCCCACAUUUUGGAGGCUCACGUCUCGUUUUUUACGCAAGCCUCCAGCGUUGCACUGGAUGCGGGACGGAAACACUGUCUCUUCAAUUUGUGUCACAACAACAAAACACGAAAGAUCAUUGAAAGAAUGGAGGUCUUGGAGAGGCUGUGGCUGCUGACGGCGAUCUUGGCCUCGACUUUGCUCGUCGUGCAACAGGUCGAGUCGUGCAACGAGGCCCUUUGCGCGCCCGUGGUCAGCAAGUGCAUGUUGACGCAGUCCUGCAAGUGCGAGUUGACCAUCAAGAACGACUGCACCUGUUGCAAGGAGUGCUUCAUGUGCCUCGGUGACAAGUACACCGAUUGCUGCUCGUGUGUUGGCAUUUGCCCAAAAAAGAACGACACAAAGUCGUUGGGCGAUUUGAGCAAGCAGAGCAACGUCGAGGACUUCAACGACGACUACACUGGUCUGUUCACUUUGUACACCGACCACCCUGACGAGUUCAACAGGUGGAAAACUUUCACUUACCCAGUGGAGAUCGACAUCUCGACGUACAACCCGAAAGUUGAGAAAGACAUCAAGUACCAAACAAUUGAUAAUGAAGAGCAGAAGGUGCACAACACCAAGGACAAAGUUGUGAUUUUGAACUGCACAGUCAUCUUCCAAACGCAAUGCAUGUCGUACACCAAGUGCAGGGACACCUGUCUCACCAUGGGAGCGUCCAGCGUCAGGUGGUUCCACGACGGGUGUUGCGAGUGUGUCGGAGAAUCUUGCAUCAACUACGGAAUAAAUGAGAGCAGGUGUACUGAUUGUCCGAUGAAGAGAGGUGAUGACGAGUUUGACGUGGACAAGAAUGACUUGGUCUACGAUUCAGAAGUUGUACCUGACGAGGAGGAGAAACCUUUGGACUAUGAAGAGGCGACCAGUCGGAAAGUACCUCCCGAAGAAGAGGAGGUCAAGAAAGAGUGACCUUUAGGCAUUUUACUCUAAGAAUCUCCGCUGUGCCAUUUUAUGCCUUCCAAUUCAUGGACUGAUGGGUUAAAUAUUUUAUAUUUUUUUGUAUUUAUCUAUCAAACAUAUCCAAAUACUUAUAACCUACUUUCCGAGAGAUCAACAAAUUUUAAUACUCGCUUAAUUUGUAUCGUAAAGUGAAAUGACAAUUAAAGUAAUAAUCUCUGUUUAAUAA
Messenger RNA from Neocloeon triangulifer, 1211 nucleotides. RefSeq names its product protein twisted gastrulation-like. Bases 176 to 994 code for a protein of 272 amino acids. The transcript has 5 exons. The record is from RefSeq and is a predicted model, not a curated record. NCBI's taxonomy places the organism in Eukaryota, Metazoa, Arthropoda, Insecta, Ephemeroptera, Baetidae. Gene Ontology annotation, biological process: regulation of BMP signaling pathway.